AUGUCUACAUCUUCAGGUACUCCACCAAGUCUAAAUACCGAACAAGAUUUAGAAGACUCUGGAGACACAUGUGUGCCUAAAUUUCGAAGUGCUGUUGUACCAAAUUAUAAUUCUUUAGAUGUGGCUCAAAAGUUAGAUUACAAAUCUAAUACUGUAACAUCUCACGGUGUCGAAGACAUUUUAUCUAUAAGUGGUGUUAGUUAUAGUGUCAGUGAAACUACAUUUCAUGAGAACAAAGCUGAGGUGUUAUCUAUAUCAAAUUCAUUUGUACAAGAUUAUAAUUCUCGAGAUUCAACAAGUUUUAGUAUCCAAGAUAUUUUAGGGCUACAACAGCCAUAUAAUAACGUCAAUCAUCAAGAAGAGAGUGAACCAAAAUAUGGAUACGAAUUAGCUCAUUAUGAAAAUAUCAGCAAUAGUUCAUAUAAUAAUAAUGGAUCAGGAACUGAAGAAUUAGGGCCCGAAGAAUGUGCUGAUAAAUUAGUAGAUGCAUUUGAUACAACGUCUAUUCCAGUCAGAAGUCAUAUAAUUUAUAACAGAAAUUUUGCAGCUAACGAACCUGUUUCGUCGUGUAAUAUAAAUAAUGGUUUGGACAACGAAGUAGUUAAAGAUCCUGGAAAAGUAAACGACUUGCAAGAUUCCAGUUUUUCCAGUCAAAAUUCUAUAUGGAAUAACAAAAUCCCGACAACCGCUUCAUUAAUUGCAACCACACCAUCUAUAUCAAGCGAUAUGUCUACAGAAUCAACAUAUUCGAAAGGAUUUACUAAGCGUGCUCGAACAGCUUACACUAGUUCUCAACUUGUUGAAUUAGAAAAUGAAUUUCAUCAAAAUCGGUACCUAUGUCGGCCAAGAAGAAUCGAACUAGCUAACUACUUACAAUUAUCAGAACGGCAAAUCAAAAUCUGGUUUCAGAAUCGAAGAAUGAAAUACAAAAAAGAUAAUAAACAUAAUAAACCAUCAUCAUCGGUAGAUGACAACAGUCCGUCAAGUUCUAAGGAAUUAUCGCCCGGUCAAGAUCACAAGAUGAGCCAUGGAAGAAGCUGUAGUGGCCAUGACAGACACCGAAGAUUACUGAAUGAUGGUCAUGCAAAUCACAAAUCUUUUCUUUCUGCAAACGAGACACUCUCUAGGCCACCAGAUUAUUCCGCAGUAGGAGCAUUAAAAUCUGUUAUCAAAGGACCACAAAAUACAAUUGAGCUACCAUCAUAUACCCCAAGCUUGUCUUAUUCAUCAUAUUAUACUGCAGGGACGAACAGGGUCGGUUACUCAUCGAUGUCUGACGUUUAUCGGUACUCUAACGAUGAAUCACUGCAACCUAAUACUUUGUCUUCGCUGACUUCCGAUAGCUACGUACCGAAUGGAGUUUUGAAACUCAAUGAUGAUAUACCACGAUAUCCGACUGGAUCUUCCUAUUACAAUACUAUACCUCCAGGAGUGGGACUGCAACCAGCUGUAGCGGAUAAUUAUGGAUUCAGCUCGACUGUGCCUCAAUUAGCUACUACAUCGUAUGAAGACAGUGUUUUAUCAUCAAGAUCAUCAACCUUGCCAUUAACUACAGACCCAUAUUUCUCAUAUUUGUCAGUUCCGGAUCCUUCUAACCAACAAACGUCUACUACUUCGGAUAGCAAGUAUUCUUCAUCUUCUUUUAUAUCUUUGUAG
This is a messenger RNA of Diatraea saccharalis (sugarcane borer), 1656 nucleotides long. The record is from the annotation of a GenBank genome assembly. NCBI's taxonomy places the organism in Eukaryota, Metazoa, Arthropoda, Insecta, Lepidoptera, Crambidae.